AUGGCGCCGAAGCGAGGGAGCCUCAAGAAGGCUGCCACAGCGGCGACCAGACCACCCAGCAAGCGCAUCCAAGACCUCGCCAGGAAGACUGCAGCCGUAGCAAGGCAGGCCGCGCAGGCCCAGCCUGAGCCGGCAGUAGCUGACACCAAGAGGAAGCGCACUGCUACUGGCUCAGCUAAGAAGGUCGCUACCGGUCGUGUGACGAAGACUGCUUCUGAUAAGAAGGCGGCCAGCAAGGAGGCUACGAAGACGGCCACGAAAGCUGCAUCGAAGAAGGCUGCUCCGACUAAGAUUGCGAAGGCGCAGAAGACAACCGCCAAGAAAGGUGGAGUGACUAAGAAGAAGGCUGCCAGUAAGAGAGCUUCGCCAGCAAAUAAGUGCAGUGGUGCCGCUAAGAAGACCGCUCGCGCCGCUGCCGAGGAAGACCUUGAUGAAGCUGAGGACAAAGAGGUAGUGGACGAAGUGCCGAGCAAGCGUGGCUCCUCUCGCAGCAGCGCAAAGUCCAGCAAAUGUGGUUCAGGCAGAGCCCAAUCGCCACCCAAGAAGACACGCUCUGGCUCUGCCAACCGCGUUGUUAAACGAUCUUCUUCCGCCUCUGCUCCCAGCAAGCGCGGCAGCGUAGCAUCAGCUAAGAAGUCGUCUACCUCAUCCAAUAAAAGCCAUGGUGGAGACAAUACCAUCCUUGAGCAAGGCGCUGCAGCUGCUGGGAGUCUCGCUCGUCAAGCUAAUCAAGCCAUUGGAAAUGCGAUUGAAGGAGGUCAGCAGCUGGCUGGGCAGUUCAACAAAGGUCUGAAUAUGGAGCCGCAUGGGCAUGGUCACGGCCAGAAUGCCCGACAGCGCCAGUCCAUGUCGCCAGCGCGAUCGUCCAAGGGGAGUGGUUCCAAGACGAAUCCGUGGAGGGAGGCUCCGCCGCGUCCAACUGACUCUAGCGGAGAUUAG
Recurvomyces mirabilis is the source of this 939-nucleotide messenger RNA. RefSeq lists its product as uncharacterized. Bases 1 to 939 code for a protein of 312 amino acids. The transcript has 2 exons. The record is from RefSeq and is a predicted model, not a curated record. Lineage: Eukaryota; Fungi; Ascomycota; Dothideomycetes; Mycosphaerellales; Teratosphaeriaceae.